AUGACAUCUUCGGUUGUAUUAACGACGUUGUCCUUGCCCAGUUCUGUCCAACGACAAGGCAGUGAUAUGUGGCCGGUGCACCGCGUCGCCAACAUCGCAACAUUCACAGUGCUGCUCUACAAAUCACCUUUUAUCGCCGCUCAUCGCUACGCCGCCACAGCGACGACGUUAUGCGCAACACACCCAGUUCAUUGCACUAAAGGGAAACGACAUCAGCAUGAAAAACCGUCGAAACGACGAGUCGACGAAUCACUCGGAGGAUACGGUAGACUGAAGCUUUUUAUCGGCGGUCAACCUUGGAAUUUUCCGAAUCAACAUGUAGCACUGAGUCAAAGGAACACAUUAGAACCUGGUUCCGAACCUUUCAAAUUUCGAGCCCACAAAAACGUGAUUUAG
Necator americanus (New World hookworm) is the source of this 396-nucleotide messenger RNA. RefSeq lists its product as uncharacterized. The transcript has a single exon. The coding region runs from base 1 to 396 and encodes 131 amino acids. NCBI's taxonomy places the organism in Eukaryota, Metazoa, Nematoda, Chromadorea, Rhabditida, Ancylostomatidae. The record is from RefSeq and is a predicted model, not a curated record.